AAAAAAAAAACCGCGUUGGUGGGAAAUUUGUGACAGCUGGAAGAUACAACUUGAGGGUAGGGAUGGGAGUGUGGUUGGGGGGUGAAAGAGAUGGAAGUUCUAAGGAACUGAAGUUCUAUUGAAAAAAUAAUUUUGAAGGAACUAGAUAUAAAAGAACUAUCAUAGUUACUUUACAAGAUAUAUAGAAUAAAAAUAUCUUCCCCAUCAGUUUACCACAUACAUCAUCACACACCGAAAGAACAAACAAGAAAUCAAACAAAAGGGAAAAAAUGCACGCAAGCUUGCAAAGUAUGAAAACACCACCUCUUACAAUCGCGUACUGUGGUAAGAAAAGCAAGAAAGGUGGACAUUGUAAAGAGGACUCCACGGUAGGGAUUACGGUAGAGAUAGUUGUUACUAGAAAGGAGAACGCCCGGCAAAUCUAAGGGAAAUAAUAGUGACUUGCCUGGACGAUAACAAACUGGUAAGAGGUUUCGGGACUGAUUCCAAAACCAAGCUUGGGAAAGAAGUCUUUUUUUUUUCCCUUACAGCUUCCUUUGUUUCAACGCCCUCCUCUGGCUACGUAGCGCUAGUCUUUUUCUGGAGCCAAUCCAAGAGAUCUUUAAAUGAUGCUUCCCGCCACCCAGGAUUGGCCGACUGUGGACAAAAGAGCACACAACUUGGAGGCGGUCCCUCAGUUUCCAGAACGCAGGUAUUUACAGAGGCCAUACACGCUUCCACGUGUUGCUUAAACACUCCCUCUGUCAAAAUCAGCUGCAGCUUUUGACCACACCCCCUUUUGCCAGUGAUAGCCAAUGGAAUCAUCCCAAAUUUUUUGACAGCAUCUUUCCGGCUUAAGAUUGGGAGGGGACAGAAGAGCCCUUUAAAGUUUAAACCACUUGUAGCUGCAGUGCCAGAGUCAGAUCUCCGCGAGCACGUUUAUCUGGCCCUGGAGCUCCGCCUCUUCUCGCGAGAAUUAACGAAUGCCCCCGGAUAUGUCUGAAGGAUUCUGAUUCCGGUUCGGCUAGUAGGAGUUAUGCGGUCGCUCCUGGCUUUCCGAGCCGUUCGAUGCCUAUGGGCCCGUGGAGCACUAGUCAGGGCUCCUAGUAGGCUCGUGAGCUCUGGCAACCUUCAGCUGGAGGAGCUCUUUGCCAGCGGCGGCGCCAUGAGAAGUUUCCUCGAACGCCUGGCGAAACCCAGGUUCCAAGCCCCAUCCUGGGUACAGGGACCGGAAUUGGCGAUGGCGGCCCAGAGAUUGAGGGAGAAGGAGCGGGAACUUCAGGAGACGGAGCGGCUGCUGGAUGAUGAGAAUGAAGACAUAAGAAAACUUGCAGAAAAUGAAAUAAUAUCCUGUCAGAAAGAAUUAACCAAAUUGAAGCAAAAGAUAAUCUUACUCUUGGUUCCCUCAGAAGAAACAGAUGAAAAUGACUUAAUCUUAGAAUUAACUGCUGGAGUUGGCGGUCAGGAAGCUAUGCUGUUUACUGCAGAGAUGUUUGAUAUGUACCAGCGAUAUGCUACAUAUAAAAAAUGGCAUUUUGAAGUACUGGAAUAUUUUCCCAGUGAAAUAGGUGGCCUAAGACAUGCAUCUGCCAGUAUUGGGGGAUCAGAAGCUUAUAGACACAUGAAAUUUGAAGGAGGUGUGCAUCGAGUACAACGAGUGCCGAAAACUGAAAAACAAGGCCGUAUGCAUACCAGUACAAUGACUGUAGCAAUACUGCCCCAGCCUACUGAAAUUAACCUGGUAAUCAAUCCUAAAGAUUUACGAAUUGAAACUAAGCGAGCUAGUGGAGCUGGGGGUCAGCAUGUAAACACUACUGACAGUGCUGUUCGAAUAGUCCAUCUUCCAACAGGUGUUGCUACUGAAUGCCAACAAGAGAGGUCUCAAAUAAAAAAUAAAGAAAUGGCCAUGAAAAAGUUACGAGCAAAACUAUAUGGCAUGCAACUAGAAGAAGAGAACAACAAACGAUACAAUGCUAGGAAGAUUCAGAUUGGAACCAAAGGAAGAUCAGAAAAAAUGAGGAAACUGAGGCAGUCAGGGUUAAGUGACAAAGUCACACAACUAGGAAGUGGCCACAUUUGAACUUUCAUCUUCCUGCUCUCGGCCCAGCACUCCCAUCAAUUAUGAUACUUAGCUGCUCAAGACAUAUAAGAAGCACUUAUAAAAUGCUUGUCAACUGAAUGACACAGUAAGCACUUAUUAAAUAAUUUUUUCAUUCAUUUAAUCACUAUACAAUAUUGUGUAUUUGAACAUUUUUUCCCACUCUCCAGAUCUCAUCUCUUAUCACUGUGCACCCAGUCAAAUUAGCUUACAAGAAGUCACUGGAUACUCUAGAUAAAUAAUUUCCUAGUUCUUAUUUGGCCAUUUCCCAACCUGGAAUGUAACUCCUUCCUAGUUUCACUUUCCCUGAGAGACAAACAUCUUUUUUUCUUCAAAACAUAACUGAACACAAUCCUUGGGAUACCUUUACUGAUCAAUCCUUAGGUUCAUUAUUCCUUUAUUCUGUGUUUUUUCCACAUUCUUAUAUUGUAGCUAUUAUAGUUCUUUUACUAGGGGAGGGGACAUAGUACAGUGUAAGAAUGCUUGCUUUGGAGCCAAAGGAUCUGGAUUUGAAUGCUGAUUCUUAUACUUUAUCCCAGCUUUUUUUUUUUAGAGUGCUGGGUCUACUAUUGAUAAAGAAUUAACAGCCCACAAAAAUCAGCUAAAAAGUAUUCCUCAUUGCCCAGAUAAAUCCCACCUUCUGAAAGAAGCCUUUUUAGGUAAGGUCCUCCCUCAAUGAUAUGGCCUUCUUUUAGAGCCUAAACCAGUAUUUAGUAUUUACACAGUUGUUUAUGAGUAGUCCUACCUAUUUGAAUAUGAACUCUUUGAGAGCAGGGAUUGUCUUUUGCCUUUCCAGGAAUCCCCAAAGAUCAACACAAUGCCUGGCACCUAGUAAGCAUGUAAUAUGUUUUUAUAUAAUUAUUAAUUAUGAUACAAUGUAAUUAUAUUGUGUGGUAUAUUAUGAGUAAUAUAUGUAAAAUAUACAAUAAAUAAUAUAAUUAUAUUAAGUAUAUUAAUAUAUGCCAGUUGACUGACUCCUGGAUUCUAACACAAAUUUGCUUGCAGGAAUAGGUUAGACUGGAAUUGUAUAUUUCAGAUUGAUGAGCAAUCCCAGGAUGAAGAAACUCCCUCUUAUUUUCUCCAGAAGUUAGUCUUAGAACUUCUAGCACAGUGAGGGGUUAGAUAAUUUGCUUAAAAUCACACAAUCUAUAUGUCAUUGUCAGGACCUGAAUCUAUGCCUUCCUGAUUCAAAAGUCAGCUCUCCACUAACUACAGUCCUGCUACCUUUCAGUGCAAGAAUAGCAACUAAAAAACCAGUCAUCAGAGUAAUUCAACAGCAUGGCACUAGAUAAUUUUCUUCCUGACUUGUGGCUCAAAAUAAAAAUAAAUAAAUAAACCUAUUGAUGCCCCCAAAAGCAGGGCUCCUCCACUUAGAUCUUUUAAUUUAUCCCAAGACCUGGAGCCUGGCAACUAAGUUUGUAUUUUGGAUCUGAUACUUUCACUAACUAUAUCAAAUCAAGUAAUUGAGUCUGUUUUCUCAUCUGCUGAGGUUGUAUUAGAAGAUAUCUUCAUCUGCAGAGGGCCAUUUCUCUCCACCAAGUAGUUUCCCCCAUCCAGAACAACUUGUCUGCUCUAGACAUUUUACUUCCAUUCCAGCCAAAAAGACCUUGCUACCCUUUGCCUGCCCUACCUCUUCCGAAUUCAUAAAACUAAUUUACUUCUAUUUGAGUGCAUUGCAGAAAGCACAGUAGAUCUCGGAUUAAAGAUUUGAAUCCUGGCUUUACUAUUUACCUAGCAGUAUGAACUGGGAAAUAUUCUCAGGGGGCUUCUGCAUCUUUUGGUGCCAAAAAUAUACAUGGUUCAUACUUUCAGUGAUCAAGGAAAUGACAUUAAAGGUAACCAAAAAGCUGUUAAUUUGAAUAAGGAAAUAGGAGUUCAGAACUUAGCAAUUGUAUGAGCCUGGGCAAGUAAUUGCCUCAGUUUCCUCAACUAUAAAACGAGGAUAUUAGCACCUAUCUCCCCGGGUUAAAGUGGACCAGUGCCUGGCACACAAUAAAUUCUGUAUACAUGUUAACUAUCAUUACUAUUAAUUGCCAACAUAAAACCGUGGACAGGAUGAAUUAUCCACUUGCACCAGUAAAAUGGUCGAAGAUUUUCCAGGAUUUGAUCUUCAUUAAUGGUCUUGGAAGAGUGACUCCUGAAGAGUAGAAAUAAAGUCAAAGAGAUUCUAUAAGGAUUCUGCAUAGAAACUUAUAAAACAGACAAAAAAAACACUUGAAAACUUUAAAGUUUCUCUUUCCCUCCAAUUAUCCCAGUUGGCCCCACCCUCCCGCCAGAAUCAGGGAA
Antechinus flavipes (yellow-footed antechinus) is the source of this 4363-nucleotide messenger RNA. RefSeq names its product mitochondrial translation release factor 1 like (gene MTRF1L). Bases 1016 to 2059 code for a protein of 347 amino acids. Gene Ontology annotation, molecular function: translation release factor activity. Lineage: Eukaryota; Metazoa; Chordata; Mammalia; Dasyuromorphia; Dasyuridae. The transcript is spliced from 8 exons. The record is from RefSeq and is a predicted model, not a curated record. Gene Ontology annotation, biological process: translational termination.